Lethenteron reissneri (Far Eastern brook lamprey) is the source of this 357-nucleotide messenger RNA. RefSeq names its product exocyst complex component 2-like. Gene Ontology annotation, biological process: Golgi to plasma membrane transport; exocytosis. Gene Ontology annotation, cellular component: exocyst. Lineage: Eukaryota; Metazoa; Chordata; Hyperoartia; Petromyzontiformes; Petromyzontidae. The record is from RefSeq and is a predicted model, not a curated record.
CGCCUGCUGAUGGUGCUCAGCACUUGCCGAUACCUCUCCCAGCACGGCCUGCACAGCCUGGGCCAGCUCAUGGAGCGCCACCACCUUCCUGCCGUCGCAUCCGUGCUGCAGUUUGGCCAGCGAGCGGUGGGCGAGCUCGACGAGAAGCUGUUUGAGGAGCUGCUGGAGCAGAAGGCCGACCCCAUCGUGGGCGCCCUGGAGCCGGGCAUGUACGCCGGCUACUUCGACUGGAGCGACUGCCUCUCGCCCACUGGCGUCAGGAAUUACAUCAAGGAGACGCUGAUGCACAACACCGCUGCCCACGCCGAGGAAGCCUCUGGAGCCGUGAUGCACUCUGACGUCAUUGUCAUCGUCUAG